GUUUAUUGUCUGGUUUGUCAAAAAGACUUCGCAAAAUUGUCCGUAUUUAAUUCACAUUUGAAGGGAAAAAAGCAUAAGAAAGCAGUAUCAAGACCUGGGACUUAUGAAGUUGCUCUGAACGAACAUAUGGUGAUGGAAACCAUAAAGCUUCUCAAGAAGGAACUCGAAAACACAAAAAAAGAAGCCGAAAGGUACUCUUCUUUGAGUUUCAGAGAAAAAGAGUUUGAAACUAAUGACGCUAAGAAUCUUUCUGAUUACGAAUAUGAAAAUAUUGCUGAAUUGCACAAUGAUCAUAAGCUUGAUGGCCAUGAAGAGCUUCAUCAUCUUGGAAAUGACGAAAUUUCACCAAUUGGUCCAGAUGGAAAGCCAAUGCCUUUAUGGCUCUGGAAACUCAAAGGGUUUGAUAUGGUGUUCACAUGCGAGAUCUGCGGAAACGUUAAGUUCAAGGGUAAAGAAGUUUUUCAGAACCAUUUUACAGAGCCAAGGCAUCUACAUGGACUCAAAAUGCUCGGUGUGAUGGGGGAAUAUAAUGCAUUUCGAGAUUUAGAUAAGAUUGACGAUGUCCUGGAGCUCUCCAACUAUUUGGAAAAAAAACAAAGAAAUGAUGCACAAUACAAAGAUGAUGGGGUUGAAGUGGAAGAUGAAGAGGGUAAUGUUAUGAGUAGAAAAGUUUAUGAGCAAUUAAAGAAGCAGGGAUUAAUUUAACGUCUCUAGAUAUG
This is a messenger RNA of Ogataea polymorpha, 719 nucleotides long. RefSeq lists its product as uncharacterized. The annotation marks the transcript as partial. Lineage: Eukaryota; Fungi; Ascomycota; Pichiomycetes; Pichiales; Pichiaceae. The record is from RefSeq and is a predicted model, not a curated record. Gene Ontology annotation, biological process: mRNA splicing, via spliceosome. Gene Ontology annotation, cellular component: spliceosomal complex. Gene Ontology annotation, molecular function: RNA binding. The transcript has a single exon.